This is a messenger RNA of Guyanagaster necrorhizus, 960 nucleotides long. RefSeq lists its product as uncharacterized. The transcript is spliced from 4 exons. The record is from RefSeq and is a predicted model, not a curated record. NCBI's taxonomy places the organism in Eukaryota, Fungi, Basidiomycota, Agaricomycetes, Agaricales, Physalacriaceae. The coding region runs from base 292 to 633 and encodes 113 amino acids.
GGUAACACUACCGACAGUGGAUAUGCAUUAAUUGAGGUACUGGAACAAAAUGGUCAUGGAACACGUCGUAUCAUGCCGAUUCUCAGACAAAACGUUGGAACUCGGAACAAAAUCGAGGAAUAGCUAAAGUCUCCACGAAUGCGAUGGUGGCCGGUUUCGCUUCUGUCGCCGUCCACAGCUCAUCAUAGGUUGUCGUCGUAAAGAAUUUUCAUUCUUGAAGGAUCGGCAUACUUGUCAAAGUGUCGUCAUCAUUUUUUUGAGCUUAUAACAAAUGGUUCCAUCCAUGAAGACAUGGUAUUGACUUGGGAGAGAGGUGUAAGACUGCAGCACUUGAAAAUCCUCCCCAUGUUUCUUUCGCACGCCGUUUGGAGUGUGUCCUUGCUUUCUUUGUCCGGAGGAUCGACGCCUAGCCAGAGACAACAUUGGCUGCAGAAUCCGUGUCAGCGGUUGUAUCUUGGGAGGACCGUGAAGCGGUCGAGGUUGGGCCACUGUCAACAGGAGCAAAACCAUUUGCUGGAUACGGAGUUUGGUUUCGGAUGUGCGUGUCUUCCAAAGCUGUCCAAUGAUCUUCAACCGAACAUCCUCAAGAAGCUGAGGUUGUUAACGGGCCGAGCAUCCAUCAUCGCUAUGUAAAUUAUCUCAGAACAAAACUGUCGGCACCAAUGAAGUUGUGUCUUCGGAGAUAGCGUGACUAGUUUAUCUUCUGGGAAUGCUGGUGCGCCAUAGACGUCGCACAUGAAGUUGAUGACAUUGAGAGAUGAGUAAUUUAACAAGCCCUUGCCAAAUUGCCUUGGUUGAAAGACAGUAAUGCAAAGAAUGACACAGCUAUCAGGAUCACAGCGAAACUAUGACUUGGAGAAAAAUUCGACGGCAUUAGAUGUCUUUCGGAAUUUGUAUGGUACGUGUGGUGCAUCACUGAAUGCGAUUAUCAGCCUGCGAAAUCUGCAACAUGAAGUGAAU